AUGUCAUCAAAUUUGUCAAAUUUAUCUUUUGGUUUUGGAAGUAACAUCUAUAAACAAACAAAUUUUGAAAAAGGAGAAGAAAAUAUUAUAAUAAAAAAGCCAAUGAAAGUCACCAAUGAGGAGGAAGAAAAAAUAAUUACACCAACAGCAUUAGAAAAUCUUAAUAAACCAAAAAGGUUUUUUGGUAAUGAUCUUUACGGUUUAAUAGGUUAUGUUGAUAUUAAUGGAAAUCUUUAUAAAUUGGAUGAUCAUAAAAAAAAAUGCUUUGAUGUUGAUGAUGGUAAUAUUAAUAAUAAAUAUAAUAUUAAUAUCAUUGAUAUUGAUCAAUUUUGGAAUGGUGAUGAAGCAAUUUUUGUAACUGAGGAUGGGAAAUUAUGGAAAUGGAACAUCAAGAAUGAUAAUUUACAAGAAAUAUUAUUACCAUUCUCACCAUCGCCACCUUUAAAUAUUAUAUUCAAGAAAAUUUCUUGUGGUGAAAAUCAUUGUUUAGCAUUAACAAAGCAAGGUGAAGUUUAUAGUUGGGGUGAUGGAAGAUAUGGUCAAUUAGGGCAUGGUGAUUUUAGAUCUUUGAAUAAACCAAAAGUCAUUGAAUUUUUUCAAGGAUUAAAAGUUACUCAAAUUGCAUGUGGAGGUUUACAUUCUGCUGUGAUUACAGAUUCCGGUGACUUGUAUACCUUUGGAUGGAAUAAUCUUGGUAGGUUGGGUGUAAAGUCAAAUACUACUAAUACAUCUAUUCCAUGUAGAUUACUAUUUUAA
Molecule: messenger RNA, 756 nt
Organism: Entrophospora sp. SA101
Lineage: Eukaryota; Fungi; Glomeromycota; Glomeromycetes; Entrophosporales; Entrophosporaceae
Source: the annotation of a GenBank genome assembly